Molecule: messenger RNA, 4641 nt
Organism: Nylanderia fulva
Lineage: Eukaryota; Metazoa; Arthropoda; Insecta; Hymenoptera; Formicidae
Source: RefSeq, a predicted model, not a curated record
UUGACAUAAAAAAUAUGCAAAUAUCAGCAUACGAUACAAACCUUCAUACGCUUUCUUUGUACGAUUAAAAAGAAUCUCUGCCUCUUUCUUAAGUACCGGAUCUGUAUGCUUGUCAGGAUGGUAAAGCUUACUUUGUCUACGAUACGCAUUGCUAAUGUCUUCAGGACUAGCCUGUAAUGUCAAAAUAAACAAAUAUAUAAUGAUGCAUAUUCAUCAUUGCAUGAUGCAAUGAUAAAGCAAUUGGUAAAGAUAAAUUUUAUGAAAGAAAAGAUUGAGAAAAGAAUACAUUUUAAGCAAUAUUCAUUUAUAUAUAAUGCAAAAACUAAAUAGAUUUGGUGUUAUAGGAGAACAUUGUUACAAAAAAAGAAUAGUAUUUUGAGAAGAAAAGUCGAGAGAGUGUAAAGUUCAAUUGACGUUAUUGAUUUAUAUUGCCAAUUUUCACGAUUUUUAAUAUCUACGAAAAAUCGCGUUCUAAUCACGAAAAAAAAUAGAAUUUUCUGCAAUGGGGAAACUAUUACGUCAGCAUUGAAAAGAAGCACGAAAAUGUCACGUGGAGGGCCAGAAACCGAUCUCGACCUCCUAUGAAGCGGAAUAAAGUUACAAAGACAACUACAGCAGAGGGUCUCUCACAUUUCUCGGGAUGUUCAAGAAGGUGUAAUAAUCAUCCUCGAUUGUAUUUUCCUGAUCACUCUCGUCGUCCAUUUUAAAACUUGCCAAUUUUGUCCACGUUCGACGAGUCUCGACAGAGAUCGCGCGAUCGCCCGUAUUUUCCUAGCUUUUUAUAGGUUACGUUACAAAUUUGAGAUGUAGAAUAUGUAUAUAUAACAGCAGGCCGGUUGUCCGAUAAAUGACUUCCUUAGUUUCUCGUUAGAUGGCACCUGCUGCUGCAGAAUCGCUCGAUGACAAUAUUUAAUUCAGAAAGCUGCCGCAGGGUGGCGCCACACAGAUCGCGAGAGGCUUGCUGUAUGGUCACAUGACCAAGGCUUGCCUUUUGCCCAAUAAAAAAAAAAACAGUCUAAACAUUCAACUAGACAUGGUUUUGUUUCAAUAGUAACGGUUCGCGAGCGGAGAGUAUAUUUUUAAUUAGCUCGUCGAUUUUCAUAUAAUUAUACAGCACUGUUAUAAACAAUGAUAAUGCUACUUCAUGCGAUGAUGCGAGUCGAGGACUUCCUCCAUCCAUAUUUGUUGGUAAAAAUUUCAAACUUACGAAUUCAGCAAGCGAAAAGAUCGAUUCGACGAACGUGCUUCUGUUCGAGCGUGGUCCUCUCCGCGAUUGACUUAUACGUGAAGGGAGUCUUGUAUUAUUUGUUUGGCCAAUCUAUUGCGUUCGGGAAGAAGAAGAAGAGGAGGAGAGAGAGAAGAGAAAGAGAGAUUUUUAUGGCGCGGUUGGAGGGCAGCGAAGGGCUUCGCGCGCGUGCAAGCAACAUCACAGUCGCGGGUAAACGUAAUAUUAUGCGACGGCGGGUCGCCUUUUACGUAAACAUUUACGCCUCGUAGCAACGCUAAAAUAUGAAGCCGUCGGAGACGGGAUUUCGAGUGCCGGGACCCUCCGUCUAGACCCGAAUAAUUUACGAGAUCGGCUCUUCCCUACCCAAAGUUUCACUUAGACACGUAUUCAAGGGAAGUCAGGAAGAUAUAAAAAUAGACACUGGAAAAAAGGAGUUAACCAUCGACGGACCAGCUUGUCGACGAUAACGAAUGAUAUGGAGACCGCAGCAGAGGGAAACGAGGAGGAGACGAUAGGCACAAUUGAACACGAUCAGCCGGUCGAUGUUACCAAACACGGUCAUUGUGCCAGGUUAACAAUACUCCGCUAUAUCAGCAACAUUGGCGUUCAUAUUCAAGAUAUCUUGAAACUUUCGUGUCCAUCGAUUUUGCCACAAACAAUUCUUCUCGAAGAUGUAAGAUCGCAAUAUUAUUCUUCCAAUAUACUUUUUCCAUUACAUCGUAAACUCUCCUUAAUGACUUAAAAUAUUAAUGAAUUAUGCUGCCGAUGUGAAACGAGUGUUUUUGUCUACUUUAAAAAGAGUAUAAAAUACAUACAAGCGAUCGCCCAACUUCGAAAUGCCAGUGAAAUAAAAUUUCGAACAUUAAAAGAUUUUGACGAUAUCUUGGAAGGAUUAUUGAAUCUGACUCGUGUCGAAGCUGUCAGCGAUUGUGUCAAUUGUGGAGAGUCUACCUGGUGAUUGGGUAGAGUUGCAGCAGCAGCAGCAUCGUGUAAAUGCAGCGGCGACGGCCAACACCUUUAUGAAUUACACGUCCGUGGACAGGUCCAGGAUGGUUUCCCACAUCAUUCCUGUGUCUGGGGAGCUGCAGCAAGGGAAUGGAAAUCUGGGCAGCACAGGACUCACUGGCAUGCAGGAUUCUCCACAUUCUUUGAAGAUCAAACAGGAACCGUUUCAGUUAUCGCCGCCGUCGCCUCUGCCACCUCUUCAUCAAGUGAGCAGUUUCGAGCUGCAGAGCUGCAUCGGCGGCACCUCAAAGGACCUGGACGCCAGCGCGAUGAUCGGCAUGCGUCUGACGUCACACAACGUCUCCCCACUGAGUCACCAUCACCACCACAACCAUCAUGCUCGUCAGACUCUGCACAGCCCCAACGCCGUAAUCUCUAUGCACCCGGCGACAACCGGCAGCUCCAGUUCGACGCAUCAUCACCUGGAUGACAAGGGCUCGUCGCCCAUAGGUACCCUUCACAGCACCACCAAUAGCAAUCCUUCCACGCCGUCAGCGUCAGCACCCUCCACGCCCACCGCGGCCACCGUGGCCACCGCGGACAGUGGCGCGACCGUCACCGCGUCCGGGGUGAGCAACCCUAACGGCGGCUCCUCCACCACCAACGUCGCCGCCAACAGCAAACCGCCCUUCAGCUACGUUGCUCUGAUCGCCAUGGCGAUUCAGCACAGCCCGCAAAAGAGGGCGACUCUCAGCGAGAUCUACGGUUACAUCACCGCCAAAUUUCCCUAUUUCGAAAAGAACAAGAAGGGAUGGCAGAACUCCAUCAGGCACAAUCUCUCGUUGAACGAGUGCUUCGUCAAGGUGCCCCGGGAGGGCGGCGGCGAGAGAAAGGGCAAUUUUUGGACUCUCGAUCCACAAUACGAGGAUAUGUUCGAGAACGGCAAUUACCGAAGGCGAAGACGAAUGAAGCGUCCCUAUAGAAAUGCACCGUAUCACCACAAACAACUAUUCGGCGAUCCAUUCUCGACAACUCAUGUACAUUUGGGAGCUAGGAACAUUUUUGGCCACUCACCCCCUUCAUACGCCCCUCCUCCUUACACGCGAUACGACACGAGUCCAUGGAGUCUUCAACAAUCGCAGCUCUCAUACAACCAUUGUCAAUCGCUACAAUCGCAAUUGCAGCCGAUGCAGCCAAUGCAAAUCCCGGCCAUGAAUGGCUACAGUCAACUGGGUACCUCGCUAAGUGAGUCAUUAUUCUCGCAUUUUGUGCCCUCUUUUGUCGAGCGGGGUAACGCCGAACGACCAGACAAAGUGUUUCAAGGCAAUUACCUGGAUGUUCCAGGUGGAACGGCCGGAUCGCCCGGUUCCAUGGGCAGCGGCUCCUUCGGCAACAGUUUCGCCGCGUGCAGCAGGAGGCACGACACCGCGAUGACCACGGACACGAUGGCCGGGAGAUGCUAUUGGCCCGAGAUGGUAAACGUGAAGGAGGAACCUGGAACUAACAACGUGUUGACCAGCGGAGCCGGAGGUGUCUCGUCCGGCAUAAUGAGCUCCGCCGUGCCAUCGAGUGUUUCCACGACGGGAUUCGCACCCAUGGAGUUCCAAACGCGUUCCAAAUGCUUUAUGUGAACUCUCGACGAACCGUUGAUGAAAUUGCAGUAAGGUGUGUUUCGAGCUGAAGAACAAAGGAUGACGAUUUUGCGCGAUUUGCUAUUUCGGGGAUUUACUCGCGAAUUCUCGUCGGACGGGGUGAGUGAUACACUUGAAUAUUAAAAUUUCGUUAACGCGAAUAAUAUCCGAUCAGAUUAAAUUUAACAAAUAUUAUCGAAUAAUAUCCGAUAAUUAUUUAAUAAUAUUAUUGAAUAGUUAUUUAAUAAUAUUAUUCACGAGGAAUCCAACCCGCGCGAGGAAAUAGGGAUAUACAUACGUUUGUAAAACUCGUGUAAAAUCGUUGUUGUGUUAAUUCGAUGUUAUAAACGAACUCGUCGUGUGUUGCCUCGCGUCUUUUACUGCGUAAGUGUGUUAAUACGUAUUGUGCGCGAAUAUAAUCGCGCUUAUCGUAUGAAAUGAUACGAUGCGGUAUCCUGUAACGACUGAAUCCUUUCGCAGAGAAUGAUACAACCAUCGCGAUUGUAUCUGUUAUCUGUUCUGAGAGUCGGAGAUGUGUCGCGUGACAACAAAAGGAUUGCGAAAAGAUCUCUCAUAACUUUGUCUCGUUUUUUGAUGGUAACACUUGAAAAUAUCUCUAUCUUUGUACAUCGUGUUUUACGAUUGCUUCGCAGUAUUUAAUAUCUAUGGAGAAACAUUGAACAAGUGGCUAAUGAAAGUUUCCGCAUAACGAGAAUCAUUGCGAGAUAUCAUUUCGAUCGCGACGGAAUGGAAAAACGUGAUAUGUACGAAUUUAUCUCGGAAGGAUUUUUUUCCGAAUUAAUGUGAAAUUAUUAAUGAUUAAAUUUUAAUUGUAUU